AUGGCUUCUAUACCCCAGAUGCCUUAUCGACGACCCUCUCGGCAGGGUUCUAGGCAGGCGUCGAUAGAUACGCGGGAUGAGAUACAGGUCCGCGUAGACCACUACAUUGGAAUUGAUGUUGGGACUGGCAGUGCCCGCGCUUGUAUAAUCGAUAGCAAAGGCGAUAUUGUCGGCCUAGCCUCUGAGAACAUUGGUCUUUGGCAACCUCAACAAGGAUAUUAUGAACAAUCUACGAACGAUAUCUGGCGAUGCAUCUGUGUAGCUGUUCAGCGCGCAAUCAGCCAACACAACAUUGAUCCAGAGACCGUGAGGGGCAUUGGGUUCGAUGCGACAUGCUCGUUGUCGGUUUUUUCUAACGUUACGAACGAACCGAUAUCCGUGACGGGUCCCAACUUCAACUCGGACCGCAAUGUGAUCCUCUGGCUCGAUCAUCGCCCAGUGGACGAAACCGAAAGAAUUAAUGCUACGAACCACAAUCUGCUCCGCUAUGUAGGCGGAAAGAUGUCCAUCGAGAUGGAGAUUCCCAAAGUCCUGUGGCUGAAAAACAAUAUGCCAAAGGAGCUCUUUGAUCAGUGCAAAUUCUUCGACCUGGCUGACGCCCUGACUUACAUUGCCACUGGCGCCGAGCAGAGGAGCUUCUGUAGUGUAGUCUGCAAGCAGGGAUAUGUUCCUGUAGGUGUUGACGGCAGUGUAAAAGGUUGGCAGGAAGACUUUCUGAACGAAAUUGGUCUGGAGGACCUGUCGGAGGAUAACUUCAAGCGAAUGGGCGGUGUCGACGGGGUGAAUGGCGAUUAUCUUAGCGCUGGUGAACUGGUCGGCACAUUGUGUGAGAAGGCUGCCUCUGAGCUGGGUCUGCCCCCGGGGAUUGCAAUCGGCAGCGGCGUCAUCGAUGCCUAUGCAGGCUGGAUUGGCACAGUCGGCGCUAAGGUCGAUCUCGAGUCGGAACAGCUGAGCUCUGACAUCGCCAAGAACGAUAAGGCACAGGCAUUCUCUCGCUUGGCCGCUGUCGCUGGAACAUCAACCUGCCAUCUUGCGAUGUCCCCAGAUCCUAUAUUUGUCCCUGGUGUCUGGGGGCCUUACCGCGAUACUAUCCAGCCGGGAUAUUGGAUGGCCGAGGGCGGCCAAUCCGCAACCGGGGAGCUGCUCAAGCAUGUUAUCGAGACUCACCCCGCGUUCAAUCAGGCACUCUCGAUCGCUGAGUCGUACAACGCCAAUAUAUAUGAAUAUCUAAACGAGCAUCUGAAGGAACUGGCUCAUGACCAGAAGGCUCCUAGUAUCUCUUAUCUGGGCCGACAUGUUUUCUUCUACGGUGAUCUUUGGGGCAACCGUUCCCCCAUUGCAGAUCCUGGAAUGACAGGUUCUAUGAUUGGGAUCACGAGUGACAAGUCUGUGGAUGGGCUCGCUGUUCAUUACUAUGCCACCCUCGAAUUUAUCGCGCUACAAACCAGGCAAAUUGUGGAGACAAUGAACAAAGCAGGUCAUCGCAUCACCUCCAUUUUCAUGUCGGGCUCUCAGUGCCAAAAUGACAUUCUGGUAAAGCUAAUAGCAUCUGCUUGUGACAUGCCCGUGCUUAUCCCUCGUUAUAUUCAUGCUGCUGUCUGCCAUGGUGCAGCCAUGCUGGGUGCCAAAGCCGCUAGUGCUGACGCAGAAGGCAAGACAGAAGAUCUGUGGUCUAUUAUGGACCGCAUGAGCAAGCCGGGAAAAAAGGUCGUCCCAACUACGGAUGAGACGGAGAAGGCCUUGCUUAACGCCAAAUACAAGGUCUUCUUAGAGCAAUGUUACAAGCAGCAGGAGUACCGAGCCCUCGUAGAUCAAGCCGUGGCCUCGUGGACGUCUUAA
This is a messenger RNA of Aspergillus niger, 1839 nucleotides long. RefSeq lists its product as uncharacterized. NCBI's taxonomy places the organism in Eukaryota, Fungi, Ascomycota, Eurotiomycetes, Eurotiales, Aspergillaceae. The record is from RefSeq and is a predicted model, not a curated record. The coding region runs from base 1 to 1839 and encodes 612 amino acids. Gene Ontology annotation, molecular function: phosphotransferase activity, alcohol group as acceptor; kinase activity. Gene Ontology annotation, biological process: carbohydrate metabolic process. The transcript has 3 exons.